AUCACAAAAAUCACGAUAAUGAUGAUUACAACUUAAGAAAUUCGAGUUAAUAUUCGUAUUAAAAAGAAUCAUUUUGGAACGGCUUUCAAUGUUUCGUACUCUAUAGUACAGACACUUGGAACCGUGCUCACAGAAUUUCCGUAUUGGUUGUUUACUAGACGCAAUUGUUAAACCAAAAUUUAACGCGAAAAUACCUACCACCUAUUCAACACUCAAUGCAUUAGAACACUGAACAAUGUGGUCCGAUACAUUUCUCAUCGUAUUUAUUUCAAUUUGUACGGCUCUAUUAGGAGAAGGCUUAACAUGGUUAUUAGUAUAUCGAACAGAAAAAUAUCAAAAGCUAAAAGUAGAAAUUGAAAAAUCUAGUAAAAAACUUGAAAAACGUAAAGAAGCUCAUGGAGAUUCUGUCGACAAACAACAAAAGAAAAAGAUUGAACGUGUUGAGGAAAAACUUAAAAUUAAUAAUCGUGAUUUAUCAAUGGUAAAAAUGAAGUCUAUGUUUGCCAUUGGUUUUGCAUUUACAGCAUUAUUGAGCAUGUUCAAUAGCAUAUUUGACGGACGUGUUGUAGCAAGAUUACCUUUUACACCCAUUUCCUGGGUUCAGGGAUUAUCACACAGAAAUUUACCAGGUGAUAAUUACACAGAAUGUUCAUUUAUUUUCCUGUAUAUAUUGUGUACCAUGUCAAUUCGUCAAAAUAUUCAAAAACUAUUAGGAUUUGCUCCAUCAAGAAUGGCUAAUAAACAAAGUGGUGGCUUAUUUGGACCGCAACCUCAACAAUUUAAAUAAAUUUAUUUGAACAUAAAAAAUUAGUAUUAAUAUAAAAGACCAAUUUAUGUUUUUUUUUUUUUUUUGUGUUACAAAAAAAAUAAUGAAAUUAUAUUUGUACUUUUAUAAGUUUUUGUAAGAUGUUAUAUGAUAUUAUUAGCUAAAUGCAACUAAAUGAUAUAUAAUUUCAUAUUUGAUAUUUAAAUAUCAAAAAUUAAAAUAUGAAUAUGCAAUAUUUACCAUAAUUUAUUCAUUAUUAAAUUGCAUGUAAAUGUUA
Rhopalosiphum padi (bird cherry-oat aphid) is the source of this 1043-nucleotide messenger RNA. RefSeq names its product calcium load-activated calcium channel. Gene Ontology annotation, biological process: endoplasmic reticulum calcium ion homeostasis. The record is from RefSeq and is a predicted model, not a curated record. Gene Ontology annotation, molecular function: calcium channel activity. NCBI's taxonomy places the organism in Eukaryota, Metazoa, Arthropoda, Insecta, Hemiptera, Aphididae. Gene Ontology annotation, cellular component: endoplasmic reticulum membrane; endoplasmic reticulum; cytoplasm. The transcript has 5 exons. The coding region runs from base 236 to 787 and encodes 183 amino acids.